Messenger RNA from Fulmarus glacialis (Northern fulmar), 1640 nucleotides. RefSeq names its product solute carrier family 35 (adenosine 3'-phospho 5'-phosphosulfate transporter), member B2 (gene SLC35B2). Gene Ontology annotation, cellular component: endoplasmic reticulum membrane; Golgi membrane. Gene Ontology annotation, biological process: transmembrane transport. NCBI's taxonomy places the organism in Eukaryota, Metazoa, Chordata, Aves, Procellariiformes, Procellariidae. The record is from RefSeq and is a predicted model, not a curated record. Gene Ontology annotation, molecular function: 3'-phosphoadenosine 5'-phosphosulfate transmembrane transporter activity.
GAGCUAAAGUUUAACCUAAAAAGUUGCCUACCGCCUGCCUCUCCUCUCUGCAGAUUUUGCCUUCCCCUCGUGCUGGCUUCCCUCCCUACCAUGGCUACUGGUGAAGAGAUCCCCCCUGUCCCGCAGGACUCGUGGGGGGACUUCUGGCUCUUCCGUUUCUUUGUUAAUGCUGCUGGCUACGCGAGUAUUGUGGUGCCAGGAUUCCUCCUCAUCCAGUACUUCAAGAGAAAGAAUUACCUGGAGACAGGCCGAGGCAUUUGCUUCCCUGUCAUCAUAUCAUGCGUGUUCGGCUCCGAGGUGAAGUCUGUACACCAGGAGGAUGGCUCCCUGCCACCUCGAGCAGAGCCCACAGAAUCUUCUACAGCCCGACAGGUCUUCAAGCUGCUCUUCUGUGCUGCUGGUCUACAGGCCUCCUACCUCACGUGGGGCGUCCUCCAGGAGCGUGUGAUGACAAGAACGUACGGUGCCACUGAAACGGACCCUGGUGAGAACUUCAAGGACUCUCAGUUCCUAGUGUUCAUGAAUCGCAUCCUGGCCUUCACGGUGGCUGGUCUGUACUGCGCCCUGACCAAGCAACCGCGCCAUGGGGCUCCUAUGUACAAAUACUCCUUUGCCUCCCUCUCCAACAUCCUCAGCAGCUGGUGCCAGUAUGAGGCACUCAAAUACAUCAGCUUCCCCACCCAAGUGCUGGCCAAGGCCUCCAAAGUCAUCCCAGUGAUGAUGAUGGGCAAACUGGUGUCACGCAAGAGUUACGAGUACUGGGAGUACCUGACUGCUGCCCUCAUCUCUGUGGGGGUCAGCAUGUUCCUGCUCUCCAGUGCUCCCAACAGGCACGUGUCCACUGUCACCACUUUCUCAGGCAUAGUCCUCCUGGCCGGCUACAUAAUCUUCGACAGCUUCACCUCCAACUGGCAGGACGCCCUCUUCACCUACAAGAUGUCUCCUGUGCAGAUGAUGUUUGGCGUCAACGUCUUCUCCUGCCUUUUCACGGUGGGCUCACUCUUGGAGCAGGGUGCCUUGCUGGAGUCGUUACGCUUCAUGGCCCGCCAUUCGGAGUUCACGGCCCACGCCGUGCUGCUCUCAGUGUGCUCUGCCUGCGGCCAGCUCUUCAUCUUCUACACUAUCAACCAGUUCGGGGCAGCCGUCUUCACCAUCAUCAUGACACUCCGCCAGGCCUUUGCCAUCCUCCUCUCCUGCCUCAUCUACGGGCACACUGUCACUGUUGUGGGUGGGCUGGGCGUAGCCGUUGUCUUCAUGGCCCUCUUCCUCCGCGUCUACGCCCGCAGCCGCAUGAAGAAGCGCAGUAAGAAGCUCCCGCCAGGCGAGACCCCUGUACAAAAGGUCUAAGGAGCUGGGGCCAUGGCAUUUAAGCCAUGCCUGCUGUCCUGCCUCCACUCGGGGCACUUGCUUCAUUUCUCAGAACCCGCUGAGGAGCAGGGUGGGGUAUGGAUAGGCUGGACCAGUGACUCACUUUUUCACCUGCUUUUCCUGGGGAAGGGGCUGGAACAAGCCCAGGGAAUGCUCUGGGCUGCCACAGCUCCAAACCUUUCCAUUUGCCUUAAUGGGUCAAAGACUUCUAGCCAAGGCACAGGCCUGGGGGCUCACACCCUGGGGGAAAAACCAGCACGGGGCUGCUGGUA